CUCAACACAAGAUCAAACAAUAACGUCUAACAAUUCAGAUCGCAUGGAUAACAGCGAGCCCAGAGAAGUUUUCAUCGUUGCAUCGGCUCCUUCCGCGAGUUGUCCUCACGUCGGGGAAGAUGUCGGGCAGCAACAAAUAGGUUUGACUCGACACUGUCUCCCCCCGGGGGCUUCGGAUUCACAUAUGGUACCCUCACAUCAACAUCCAGCUAUUGACGUAUCUCAGUCCAGCGGUGUCCUUCCAAGGCUCCAAACCACCUGUACGCCUGUUCACAGGAGUUACUCUGAAUCCUUACCUCUCCUCAAAGAAAUGACUCCUUCUUUGAAUCUGCGCGGCAACAACUGUGGGCAUAUUUACUGUCGGACAGAUAAGACCGAUCAAGAAUUCGAAAGCAAAUAUACAUUCGCCUGCAAUCGACCCGUGCGGGAACAGCAGUGCAAUGCGGUCCCCGCUGUUUGCCGAGGGGCCAGCGGUGGAGAAGGUGGCGACCAUCAGCCUCCGUCCUCCAGAUGCAGCUGCGUCUUCUCCUCUAGAGCAGCAAUCAAAAGUCAGGCUCUUGAGGACAAAUGUCAUUUUCCCAAAUGCAACAGGCCACUCUGUUAUGACUCGUACGUUCACCAUGCUAACUCCGAGGACACAUUUGCCGCCUACUGUCACCCGCAGCCAAUCCCGGCAACUUCCCAGCUGCUGCCAAAUGCGCCAGUGGCGGAACGAAGCUGUGACGUGCAACGUGCGUUUGUAUCUCCUACGAUGACAAACCACCUGACGCUGCCUCGCCUGAUCUCUUCUGUCAGUGAGACAGGCCUGGACGCGAAACAUUUGCUGCGAUGUUGCGACCUCAACUGCUCUUGGGUCAGCUCUCUGCCCCCUGGUGGUGCGCCACAAUCCCCAAAACCCUUCAGUGGAGCUGUUUGCUGCAACCAUCCUAUCACGAGAGCCACGACUCGCGACGUCAGCACACUGACCGCACCGAGGGAACUGACGACAGUUGGGGUGCAGACGGAACAAAGUGCUACGCCUCACGUGUUCCCACAGGUCUGUCUUACGGGAAAAAGCAAAAGGGAAACCUCCAGCAGCCCAACUCCUCCGAUGGCUGACGACGAUGGCUCGAAUGGAGACAAGAAAAAGGAGAGUAAGUCUCCAGUAAAGGAGGUGAAGUGGGACGCAGAGGGGAUGACAUGGGAAGUGUACGGAGCCUCUGUGGACCCUGAAGAACUAGGCCUGGCCAUCCAGAGACAUCUGGAGCUGCAAAUCAGGGAGACGGCGAGCCGUGCAGCGAAGUUGUCGCGACAGAAUACCACCACGUCUCGGCACAGUGGAAACAUCAGCCAUCAGAAGAAAAGAAGCCGGAUUAUCAGCUCCUUUGGACCCUGCUGUACAGGCACCACCGCAGCUGGUGACUGAAUAGUUAUAGUCAUCAAUGGACAGUGCAGCACCCGAACACUGUGUUUAGUAGCCUUCAACGGUUGCUUAAUUCUUCAGCCUCAAAUAUUAUACAGAUACCGAAGGAAGUUCUUUUAGAUCAGUAAUUUGCAUGCAAAUGAGUGGGGAAAAAAAACAAACAAAAAUACACCUUAUUCGUAAAAGUUGAAAAUUCAGGGUUUUUUUGGAAAGUAUUUUCACAUAAGAUUCUAACUUACAGCAAACACACCCUAUCCGAAAUCAUCUGAUGAUAAAUCACUGCCAAUAAAAAUAUAUCGCUAUUAGCAUUAAUUCAAAAAAGGUCCAGCAGAAACAAACAACGCUAAACAGUUUUCAAGUGGUCAUUUAGUUUUACAGUUUCCAGUUGUUUUUAACCACAUUUUCUUCAUUGUUCUGGCGCAGUAAAGUACCGUCAUUUCCGGACUAGUGAAUAUAUAUAUAAGCCGCACCCACUAAAAUUAAAAUGAAAAAAAUAAUUGUAUAUAUGUAGGCCCCACUUCU
Cynoglossus semilaevis (tongue sole) is the source of this 1924-nucleotide messenger RNA. Its product is annotated as GRIN2-like protein. Lineage: Eukaryota; Metazoa; Chordata; Actinopteri; Pleuronectiformes; Cynoglossidae. The record is from RefSeq and is a predicted model, not a curated record. The transcript has a single exon. Gene Ontology annotation, cellular component: plasma membrane. The coding region runs from base 44 to 1405 and encodes 453 amino acids. Gene Ontology annotation, biological process: neuron projection development.